UCGCGCGCUUACCGGGCAAAAGGCGGGACUUCCGGUGACGUCGUAGCGGAUGGGACCUUACGGCGAGCCGUCAGAAAGGGCUUGGUCCGAGUCUGGUCGCUGUGUCACCGGGUUGUGAGUUAGCGCGGCACCCAGAUAUUAAAACCAAACUCGGCGGCAGACGCUGGAAACCCGAAGCCCUGUAGAUGAACGUCGUCCUCGGCUAUGCUGUCCUGAAAGCGCCGCCGCCGGUAGCCGCCCUGCCAUCAUGUCUGAUGUCAACAAGACUCUUCAGAAAUGGCACGCCAGUUUCAGAAAAGGCACAGACUUUGACUCGUGGGGACAAUUAGUGGAGGCAAUAGACGAGUACCAGAUCCUUGCCCGGCAACUGCAAAAAGAAGUUCAGUCGACAAACUCAUCAGACUUCACUGAAGAUCAAAAGAAAACUUUAGGGAAGAUUGCAACAUGCCUGGAGAUGAGAAGUGGCAGUUUGCAGUGCACACAAACAACAGAAGAGUUCAAGCUGGAAGACUUAAAGAGACUGGAGAGCAUUAUCAAAAACCUGCUGACGUUCAACAAAGAAUUUCCCUUCGACGUCCAGCCGGUGCCCUUAAGAAGAAUCCUCGCUCCCGGUGAGGAGGAAAACCUGGAGCUGGAGGAAGAAGAUGCCGCAGCGGUCGCCGGUUCCACCGAAGCGUUCCCCACAAGAGCUCCCGGUACCCUGUUGCCACGGUUACCAUCCGAGCCCGGGAUGACGCUCCUGACGAUAAGAAUAGACAAAAUCGGUCUGAAAGAUGCGGGGCAAUGCAUCGACCCUUACAUGACCGUUAGUGUCAAAGAUUCGAACGGUGUAGACUUGAACCCAACACAGGACACCCCUGUCGCUACCAAGAAGGAAGACAUCUACAUUCAUUUCAGCAUGGAUCUGGAGAUCCAAAGGCAUCUAGAAAAAAUACCCAAAGGGGCAGCCAUUUUCUUUGAAUUCAAGCACUACAAACCCAAAAAGAGGUUCACCAGCACAAAAUGCUUUGCCUUCCUGGAAAUGGACGAGAUCAAGCCUGGACCCAUCGUGAUUGAACUUUUUUGAAAAUCGUCUAUGACGGUAACUGAACCAAUCAAGAACAAGGCGAGCGCUGACCUCCGCUAGGCCUUAUGUGCCAAUAGUUAAGUUCUGAUCCGGAUCAGCCCCAAAAUGUAAUCCCUUGUUUUUCAUCCUAUUUCUGACAUUUCCUGAAAAAAAGAUAAAAAUUUGCCUUCUACAUUUUGAGUUAUCUUAAGCGAAAUAAAAUAAAUUUAAUUAACCCCUUUAUCCGUCACUUACUGUCUUUAUCUCUAUGGGUGGAGUCGAGGAUGCUAGCAUUCACACACAGAUAAGAAGUUAAAACAAUAAAAAUGAUCCGGAUCAGCCCCAAAAUGUAUUCACUUGUACCUUAACUAAUUCCCUACAAGUUUCAUAAAAAUCCGCCCUUAACUUUUUGAAUUGUUUUGCUAACAGACGGUCUCCUGCUGCAGGUAAAUAUGAGCCUUCAACAACCGCAUAUUCUUUAUGCCAGAGGCCGGCCCUAAAGUAACGCCUCUAUUCAAUUUGCUGGGGUCGCUAAUUAACAGCUGUGGCUGUAGGCAACCUCUGGAUGGCGGUUUUUACAUUAACUCCACAAUGUGGCUGUAGCUUUAUCAAAACCUCCUCUUGCAUGUGCUUUAAAAUGUUGAGUCAGCGAUACGGCCUAAAAUCUAGACGGCGAUAGACAUUGCAGCUUCCUGCGUUAGCUGCUGACGUAAGUGGUAACAUAUUGCGUCAUUUCCUCAAAACUAUCUACUUGCACAGUGAUAAAAAAAUACCUGGUGACCCUCUGUUGUAACAUGUUUCUAUCUACACUUCUGUUCAAAUCCAAUAAGCACUUAUUGGCCGAUACUACAGAUUUGGAUAUCAAAGAAGACCAAGUACAGUACUCAAAGGUGCAGUAUUGGCCAUAUCACUAAUGACACUUCAAAUUUUCAAAAUACUGAUUAAAUUUUUGAUCACAAUUUUAAUUAGACAAAAAAAACAUAUGGCGUUUUAACAAUAUCAAUUAAAUAUUUCAAAUAUUCUUGUCUUUUUUUUAAUACAUUUUGAACAAAAAAAAGUCAAUAGUGAAAAAUAACUAAACAUAGGCAAAAACAACUAUUGUCUGAGUGUGUAAAAAGUAACAAACAAAAACUGAUUUAGUGAUCAUGAUAUUUGUAUCAAUCUGUCUACCCCUGUUUAACUACAGAGCUCUAGGUUAGCAGUUGGCAUUUAACUAUUGUUCAACUAUUCCUCAUCCUCCAGUGAUGAUGGUGUUGUAAGAAACAUGCUUUAUUUGCCGUCAUGGAGGCAAGGAUUACUGACUUGGAAGCGGCUUUGCACUGUGGAGGAAUUUGCGGGACACAACUACCGAUUGUAGCUGAGAUAGGCACCAGUGCCCCCCGGUAGAAAAUGGAUGGAUGGACAACUAGAAUGUGUCAUCCACAUGCAUUAUCAAGAUAGUCUUCAAAUCUCUAUCAUCAGCCAAAUAUGUAUCAUUUAUCUGUGUUUUUUACCGUUGAGCUGCCCAAAAAUAUUUCGCAGGGUAUCCCGUUGUAUUACUUUUCCACCACUUGUGGCAGUAAUAAUAUCAAACAAACUGAAGACUAAAGUCAUACAAGUUUAAGCGCCAAUAAUAUGACUUAAGUGGUGAAGCGUUACUUUCAUUUGCACUUUAAUUUUUUGGACAGUUUAGUUAACAUAAAAUAUUAUUUAUUCUUAAUUUCGUUACAAUUACACAGUGCUAAAAUUAAAUGUAAAUGUAUUAUCAGUUUUUAUGAGCCCUUUUUUGCAGUAUAUUUGAUUAAUAUUUAUUUUGUAAUCAGCCUGACCUUAAUCCUUGAUUAACAAAUGUUUUCAUAUCAUUAGACAAUGUUUAUCCUGUUAAACUAAGUAGGUUAGGUAUAAUUGUUUAAGAGUAAGAUUACUUAUUGAGUGGUAAUAUUUGAGUGGGCCCCAGGCCCCUCUGUUGAGGAAAAGUUGGGCCCUGAGGUCGUAGAGGUUAAGAACCCCUGGUCUAUAUCAUGCAGCCCCAACUCACCAUAUAAUUAAAAACCUGCCACUAUUCCAACAUCAUUUUGUACCCACUGUGUUGUUGAUAAAUGACCUAAAAUGG
Molecule: messenger RNA, 3137 nt
Organism: Nerophis ophidion (straightnose pipefish)
Lineage: Eukaryota; Metazoa; Chordata; Actinopteri; Syngnathiformes; Syngnathidae
Gene: aida
Product: axin interactor, dorsalization associated
Exons: 10
Coding region: 248-1066 (272 amino acids)
Biological process (GO): determination of ventral identity
Cellular component (GO): membrane
Molecular function (GO): phosphatidylinositol binding
Source: RefSeq, a predicted model, not a curated record